Molecule: messenger RNA, 1279 nt
Organism: Drosophila obscura
Lineage: Eukaryota; Metazoa; Arthropoda; Insecta; Diptera; Drosophilidae
Product: ubiquitin carboxyl-terminal hydrolase isozyme L5-like
Exons: 1
Coding region: 10-1164 (384 amino acids)
Biological process (GO): ubiquitin-dependent protein catabolic process; protein deubiquitination
Cellular component (GO): cytoplasm
Molecular function (GO): cysteine-type deubiquitinase activity
Source: RefSeq, a predicted model, not a curated record
AAGUAUGUCAUGGAGAGAACAGAACAGAACAUCGCUCAGAUUCAAAAUUGUUUAGUGGGGAUCACGGAAAUAUUUCCGCAAUCCAAAAUGGAAGAUUCCAAUAAAAGGGAAAACCUUCAGGCAGCGGCACCGUCAUCCGACUUGAAUACUGAUGCUGAAGAAGCUGACAAUGUUAGCUGGUGCGAUAUCGAGAGCGAUCCCGGGGUCUUCACACAGCUGAUACGUGACUUUGGCUGCGUGGGAGCGCAAAUGGAGGAGAUCUGGAGCCUGGACACAAACAUUUUCAAGAACUUGGAGCCGAUACACGGCCUCAUCUUCCUCUUUAAGUGGGUUCUGGACGAGCAGCCCGACGGCCGUGUGGUGAGCAACUUUGACGACGGCAUCUACUUUUCCCAGCAGGUGGUCGAGAAUUCCUGCGCCACCCAGGCCAUCCUUAGUCUGCUGCUCAACCUGAAGCACCCGGACAUCGAGCUGGGAGAGACGCUAACGCGCUUCAAGCAUUUCACCAGCAACUUGGAUCCGCUCAGGCGCGGCUACUGCCUCGGAAACGAUGAGAGCAUACGCGCAGCCCACAACUCGUUCGCCCGUCCCACUUUCGUUACGAACGAAUCACAGGAGGACAGAAGUGAUCCUACCAUCUACCACUUUGUCAGCUACAUACCCAUAGGUGAGAGGCUCUACGAGCUGGAUGGCCUGCGGGUGGGGCCCACGGAGUUGGCCGUGAUCGCCCCGGGCCAGAACUGGCUGGAUAUUGUUAGGCCGAUCAUUGAGGCCCGCAUGCACCGCUACAGCACCGACGAGAUCCACUUCAAUCUGAUGGCCCUAGUCUCGGACCGGCAGCGCUUCUACGAGCGCCGAAUCGAGAAGCUCCAACGGGACUCGCUACAGAUGCCGGAACCGCAGCGAGAGUCGGAGAUGAACGAUCUGCUCGACAGACUGCGCAUAGAGAAGGCGAAGAACCGUCAAUACCGCAUGGAGAACACACGCCGUCGUCACAAUUACGUGCCCUUCAUCGUGGAGCUGCUCAAGCAGAUGGGAGAGAACGGACAGCUAUCGCCAAUCUUGGAGCAGGCCAAGCAAAAUACCCACGAGUCCAACGAGCUUAACGAGAAUGCCAAGAAUGCCGAGAAUGAUGAGUUUUAUUUGCAUCAAAUAUUGGAAUGAUAUACGAGUAUACUCGUACCAAAUAGACUGAAAUUAUCAUUGAGCGAGUAUGCACUGCGUUUACGUUUUUCGAUUUUAAACGUGUAUGGUACAGGCAGUCAAUUAAUUUACAAUA